Lycium barbarum (goji berry) is the source of this 1731-nucleotide messenger RNA. RefSeq names its product short-chain dehydrogenase reductase 3b-like. Gene Ontology annotation, molecular function: oxidoreductase activity. The transcript has a single exon. NCBI's taxonomy places the organism in Eukaryota, Viridiplantae, Streptophyta, Magnoliopsida, Solanales, Solanaceae. The coding region runs from base 469 to 1248 and encodes 259 amino acids. The record is from RefSeq and is a predicted model, not a curated record.
CCUCCAACCCAAACCCCACUCCCACCACUCUAGUGUUUUGCUAGGUUACAUAUAAAUGUUCUUGGGAUAAAUUGUUUACCAAGAACACAUCUUCUAGGAAAAACAUUUUACAUAGAAAACACUUUCCUUCAUACCAAACACCCCCUAAGUUUAGUCUCUACCUGGUCCCCCGGGCCAGGGUGGCUGGCGACAAUAAGCAAAGGGAUCUGCUUUGUCAUUGAUUCCAACAUAUGAACAGACAAAUUUAAGGGCAGUUCUGCUAAUAUCAACAACUCGCAAAAUUCAACUGAUGUUGGCCUUUACCUAAUCAUAGUCAUUAGUUUCAUGAAGUUGCCACUCUGCACAUGUCAAUUUUUCUAUUCAAUUUGUUGCAUGUGUCAACGUGCCAGAAAAUGGUAGUCUCAACUUCUGUAUAAAUACACCAGUACUAAAGUCUUACCUUCAAAUUGAGUCCAAAAUUUGAAGAAAAUGGAGAGUAAAAAAUUAGACGGUAAAAUUGCCAUCAUCACUGGAGGAGCAAGUGGUAUCGGCGAAGCCACGUCACGUCUCUUUGUUCAACAUGGGGCUAAGGUCGUAAUUGCUGAUAUCCAAGAAGAAAAGGGUCGAUCAGUUGUACAAUCAAUCGGGUCGGGUCACUGCACUUUCAUCAAAUGUGACGUCACAGAUGAACAAGAAGUCCAAUCAUUGGUAAAAUCAACGGUGGAGAUUUACGGUCGGGUAGAUAUCAUGUUCAGUAAUGCUGGAAUUGCUAGCACACACGAACACGAACAAGAUAUCCUAGGAUUUAAUCUAGAUGCUUCAGACAACCUUUUUAGUAUCAACGUACGCGGAUCAGUGGCGUGUGUGAAACACGCGGGAAAGGCUAUGGUGGAGUGUGGUGUAAAAGGGAAAAUAAUUUGUACUGGGAGCGUGACAGCCACGAUGGGUGUGACUAAGCAAAUUGAUUAUGCAAUGUCCAAACAUGCGGUACUUGGAUUGGUGAAGUGUGCAAGUAAGGGAUUAGGUAAGUAUGGUAUACGUGUGAAUUGUGUUUCUCCAGCAGCAGUGGCAACACCUGUGUUAGAGAAAUCAAUGAAGAUGAGUGUAGAUGAGAUAGAGAAAAUGUUUGAGUCUUUCAAUUGUUUGAAAAAUGGGGCUCUAAAUGCUUCUAAUGUAGCUGAUGCUGUCUUGUUUUUGGCUUCAGAUGAUUCUAAGUUUGUUACCGGCCAUAAUUUGGUCGUCGAUGGAGGUUUUCAUCCUCCUGUUUAGAUUUGGGCUUUAGUGGUGGUUUUCAUGCCAGUUGACUCUGGGCUUAUGUUUCCUCUUGUAUCUAUGUUGGGCUAUUUGGGCCUGAAAAUCUGUUCAUACCAAAAUAAGAGAAUUUUCAAGCAAGUGAAUAUGGUUUCUCUACCAAGGUCAAAAUGCCUCAAUUCCAAGUGCUGCAGUAUGAGUUUAGAUCUUGUCCAAUUGAGUUCUCCUCUUCUUUUCCUUUUAACUAUGUGUUAGCAAAAGAAAAAAGAAAAAAAAAAGAAUUACGUUUUACCAUUAUCCAAAUCAUCCAUAUAGAGCGAUGAUGAGUAAAAAUAACUGACACAUAGGAACAAUCAAGUACUAUAACGUAGAGCCUAUAGAAAGAGGGAAGUAAAGAUCAAGUGAAAAUGGUGUGGAUUAGCCAUUUUUUGAGCAUGUAAUUGGAGAAUAGCCAGAGUUUGUAAUUAAAUAAUAAUCAUAUUUUAAUGCAAAUACAAAAUU